CUUCUGUUCCACCUGGGGCCACCAUAAAAAAGGAUUAUCAUUUCUGAGCAGAGGAGGAGAGCCGCAGGACCUCGCAGUCCCCAUGAUCCCUGUUUUGGGGGUGCUGGUACCCUGACCCCGCUAUCCACAAAGAUGAGGAAACUGAGGAGAUAUGUGCACCUGGUGCUGUUCUGCCCCCUGUCCAAAGGACUCCAGAGUCGCCUUCCGGGUAUCAAGGUGAAGUACCUGUUCCUGGCCUGGCUGGGUAUUUUCGUGGGCAGCUGGGUGAUGUACGUUCAUUAUUCUUCCUACUCUGAACUCUGCCGGGGCCACGUUUGCCGCAUGAUCAUAUGCGACCAGUACAAAAAAGGAAUUAUUUCGGGAUCGGCUUGCAAGGAUUUGUGUGAGGACCACAGCCUGGUCUUCCAGCAAUGCCUAUCAUCCUCACCCAGGCACCAGGUCUACAGAGGAUCGUGGAAGGACAGGGAAGUCAUCAUCAAAUGCGGCGUGGAGGAGAACCUGAAGGUGGAAAAUAACCCCGACGUGGUUUCUCGGCGAGAACUCGUACUUUUUGAUAAACCGACGCGAGGGACCUCGAUGGACGAAUUCAAGGAGAUGCUGCUGUCUUUCUUAAAAGCUAAUUUGGGGGACCAGACAUCGCUUACGGUCUUGGUGAGCCGGAUUCUGGUCAUGGCCGACGUGAAUGACGACGGGAAGGUGUCCCUGGCGGAAGCCAAGUCCAUUUGGGCUUUACUGCAGCUCAACGAGUUCCUCCUGAUGUUGUCUCUGCACGAGAAGGAGCACGCCGCCCAAAUGCUGGGACACUGCGGCGACCUCUACGUCACGGAGAAAAUCCCCCACGACUCUCUGUACGGCGCCCAAAUGCCCGCUUUCCUCGAGGCGUUUCUGCCUGCGCCCAUGCACAGAGUCGUUUACCAGUGGUUCGCUCCGGCGUGGCCAAGGAGGGCCAAGAUCGCCAUCGGCCUCCUGGAGUUCGUCGAAGAGAUUUUCCACGGGACGUACGGAAGCUUCUUCAUCUGCGAGCCCAACUUCAAGAACGUCGGCUACAACGAAAAGUACGACUUCAAAGUGGUGGACCUGCGGAAAGUGGCCACGGAGAUGACCAUCAAGGGGUUCCUCAAAGGCCGGCACUGCGAGCAGAACUCGGACUGCACCUUCGGAAGGGACUGCACGGCCGCUUGCGACAAACUGAUGAAGCAGUGUAAAAAUGACGUCAUCCAGCCGAACCUGGCCAAAGCGUGUAAGCUGCUCCAGGACUACCUGCUCUACGGCUCCCCGUCCGACCUCAGAGAGGAGCUGGAGAGGCAGCUGCGGACUUGCAUGACGCUGAGUGGCUUGGCCAGCCAAAUGGAGGUCCACCAUUCUCUGGUGUUAAAUAACCUGAAGACUCUGCUUUGGAAAAAAAUAUCCAAUACCAAAUAUUCCUAAGCGUUCUCGUAAAGACGGGAAGCGUUUCGUUUUCUUCAACUAACUUUUUGGACGUCGGAGAGACGACGGGCAGCGCUCUUCCUCGAAACGCCCAACGGUUGCCGUGACGCCCACAAAAAAUACCGCGGUAUAUAUUUCCCACAAGCUGAGGUCUAACCGGCCUGAGAGAUAUCAGUAUUCAGAGCGCUCCGACGUCCCGUCCGGCUGAUACCGCGUCACCUCUCCACUCGCUGUGCAAAUUUGUUUUCCCGCGAACGCUCCAAAUGUAAAUAAAUGGCUUUUACGUG
Spea bombifrons (plains spadefoot toad) is the source of this 1715-nucleotide messenger RNA. It is a transcript of the gene DIPK1B, whose product is annotated as divergent protein kinase domain 1B. The coding region runs from base 133 to 1428 and encodes 431 amino acids. NCBI's taxonomy places the organism in Eukaryota, Metazoa, Chordata, Amphibia, Anura, Pelobatidae. The transcript has 5 exons. The record is from RefSeq and is a predicted model, not a curated record.